This is a messenger RNA of Klebsormidium nitens, 955 nucleotides long. NCBI's taxonomy places the organism in Eukaryota, Viridiplantae, Streptophyta, Klebsormidiophyceae, Klebsormidiales, Klebsormidiaceae. The record is from the annotation of a GenBank genome assembly.
UCCGCUGCAGGGCACUGCAUCCUUUCCAGCCUGUACCCGGCCUAGUUACUUGUGGCGCCAAAUGAUGACUGCCAACACAAAAUUUAGGUCGGAUUUCAAAGCACAACAGGGAGGUAUUUGAAGAAAGAAGCUCAAGAGAAGGCCAGCAAUGGCGCUUGCCAGUGCUACAGCAGGUGCUGGGGCACCCCCAGCUGCAGAGCAGGGUAAGCGGAGUCCUCCCAUUUUCUGGUCAGAGAAGACCGAGGAGAGAUUCAUCCAAUUGUGGGGUACAGAGCAUGUGAGGCUUGAGCAGGGCAACUUUGCAAAGCACAACUGGGAGAAGCUUUGCGAGGAAAUCAAUGCAGAACCAGACGAAGGGCAGCCUCAGUACAUUGUGAAGCACUGUAAAAAUAAAAUAGAUGGGCUGAAGAAGAGGUAUCAAGCAGAGCUAGACAAAAAGAAUGGGACGGGGUCGGUGAAUAGCCAAUGGGUCCACUUUGAGCGCAUCGGUCCUUUCUUGAGGAAGCUUCCUAAGAUUGCAGGCAUCCCUGGGGCUUGCGACAGUGACGCCAGGGUGCCUUCAGCAGCUGCCAAGACUGCAGCCAGAGGGUGGACCGACGAGGAGCGAGAAUAUUGGGCACAGGGGGAUGGGACGGAAGGAGAGGCGCAAGCAGCGGAGAGAAGUGCUGCCAGCCAGGAGCAGGGUGGCGGCGGGGAGAGCAGCUCCCCGCCAGUUGCUGAGAAGCCAGAGGGAAGCAAUCCUUGCAAGCCUGAUGGGAAGGAGGCCGAUGUGGUAGAGUUGAGCCCCACGGGAAAGUUCAAUCAGAAGCCGGGAGUAAAUGGCCAGAGCAACAAAGAAAACAGAGUUAGACUUGCAAUUGGCAAAGAUGCAUAUGGAUCUCAAGAUGGAGAUCGAGAAGAUGAGGCGCGGUUUGUAAUACAUCAAUGCAUUCAGAUGGUAGAGCUUCGCAAGUGA